ACCGGGGCCCGGGGUCCGGGGGGCGCGGACACCAUGCGGCUGCUGCAGGCGGCCCUGGCCGUGGCCACGCUGCUGGCGGCGCAGUCGGGAGGCAGGGCGGAGGGCGGCCCGGAGGCGGCGGCGGCGGCGGCCGUCGGGAAGGAGAAUCGAGCCAGCAGGGCCAAGCGGAGAGGCGGCGGCGGCCACGACGCGCUCAAAGGGCCCAACGUGUGUGGAUCCCGUUUCAAUGCCUACUGCUGUCCUGGAUGGAAAACCUUGCCCGGUGGAAACCAGUGCAUUGUCCCUAUCUGUCGGCAUUCCUGUGGGGACGGAUUUUGCUCCCGGCCAAACAUGUGCACCUGCCCGACUGGGCAGAUAUCACCAUCUUGCGGCUCAAGAUCCAUCCAGCACUGCAACGUGCGGUGCAUGAACGGUGGCAGCUGCAGCAACGACCACUGCUUGUGCCAGAAGGGCUACACGGGACCCCACUGUGGACAGCCUGUGUGUGAGAGUGGCUGUCUGAACGGUGGGAGGUGCGUGGCCCCGAACCGCUGCGCCUGCACGUACGGCUUCACCGGACCCCAGUGUGAGCGAGAUUACCGAACCGGGCCGUGCUUCACGUUGGUCAGCAACCAGAUGUGCCAGGGCCAGCUGAGCGGCAUCGUCUGCACCAAGAUCCUGUGCUGCGCCACCGUUGGACGGGCGUGGGGCCAUCCCUGCGAGAUGUGCCCCGCUCAGCCGAACCCCUGCCGCCGAGGCUUCAUCCCCAACAUCCGCACCGGGGCCUGCCAAGAUGUGGACGAGUGUCAAGCCAUCCCUGGGCUGUGCCAGGGGGGCAAAUGCAUCAACACCGUCGGCUCCUUCGAGUGCAAGUGUCCGGCGGGGCACAAGCUCCACGAAGUGUCGCAGAAGUGUGAAGAUAUCGACGAGUGCACCACCAUCCCCGGAGUCUGCGGCGGCGGCGAAUGCACCAACACCGUCAGUAGCUACUUCUGCAUGUGCCCCUCGGGGUUUUACACUUCGCCGGACGGCACCCGCUGCAUCGAUGCCCGCCCGGGAAACUGCUUCUCCUCCCUGGCGCACGGGCGCUGUUCGGGCCAGCUGCCUCAGUCCCUGUCCAAGACCCAGUGCUGCUGUGACUCGGGCCGCUGCUGGGCCCCGAGCCCCGCCAGCCCCCCGGAGAUGUGUCCGAUCCGAGCCACAGAGGAUUUCCGCAAGCUGUGCGCCGCCCCGAGUCACGGGCUGCCCCCGGUCCGGCCCGAAGCCCCUCUGCCUCCCGGCGUCUUCCCCCCCGGAGUCAGCUACCCUGGAUUCCCCGCGGGCUUCUACCCCUCCCCUGACAUUGCCGUCCCCUCUCGGAGACCCCCUGUGGUGCUGCCGUUCAACCUCACGGACUACUGCAAGGCCUACCCGGGCCUGUGCCCCAACGGACACUGCAUCCCCCCCGGCAGUUACCGCUGCGAGUGCAAAGGGCUUCCAGUCGACGUCCACAACGAAUGCAUCGAUGUGGACGAGUGUGAGCAGAGCCCCUGUGGGGGCGAGUGUGUCAACACCAAGGGCUCCUACGUGUGCCAAUGCCGGGCCGGCUUCCAGAGCACGUCCACGAGGACGCGAUGCCGAGAUAUCGACGAGUGUUUGCAGAACGGCCGGAUCUGCAGCAACGGCUGCAUCAACACGGACGGCAGCUUCCACUGCGUGUGCAACGCGGGCUUCCACGUCACCCCCGACGGCAAGAACUGCGAAGACAUGGACGAGUGCAGCAUUCGGAACAUGUGCCUGAACGGCAUGUGCAUCAACGAGGACGGCAGCUUCAAGUGCAUCUGCAAGCCCGGUUUCCAGCUGUCUCCAGACGGGCGCUACUGCACAGACAUCAACGAGUGCGACACCCCAGGCAUCUGUAUGAACGGGCGCUGCGUGAACACCGACGGCUCUUAUCAGUGCGAGUGCUUCCCGGGGCUGGCCGUGGGCCUGGACGGGCGAGUGUGCGUCGACACGCACAUGCGAAGCACGUGCUACGGCGGGUAUAAAAGGGGCCAGUGCGUUCGGCCUCUGGGCGGAGCCGUGACCAAGUCCACUUGCUGCUGCACCAACACCGAGUUCGCCUUCGGAGAGCCGUGCCAGCCGUGCCCUGCGCAGAACUCAGCUGAGUACCAGGCGCUGUGCAGCAGCGGGCCGGGCAUGACUUCGGAGGGCAGUGACAUAAACGAGUGUGCCCUGGAUCCCGACAUCUGCGCCAACGGGAGCUGCGAGAACCUGCGCGGCUCCUACAAGUGUGUCUGCAACUCGGGCUACGAGGUGGACGUCACCGGCAAGGCCUGCAUCGACAUCGACGAGUGCGCUCUGAACACGCUGCUGUGCGACAACGGUCUGUGCCGCAAUACUCCCGGGAGCUUCUCUUGCUCUUGUCCCAAGGGCUUCCUCUAUUCCCCCGACCAAACCUGCGAAGACGUGGACGAGUGCGAGUCGAAUCCCUGCGUGAACGGCGUUUGCAAGAACACCCUGGGCUCCUUCGUGUGCGAGUGUCCGCCGGAGAGCACGCUGGACCCGUCCAAGACCGUGUGCAUAGAAACCAUCAAGGGCACCUGCUGGCAGAGCAUCGUCAACGGCAGGUGCGAGAUCAACAUCAACGGCGCCACGCUCAAGUCUCAAUGCUGCUCCUCGUUGGGUGCCGCUUGGGGUAGCCCUUGCACGCCCUGCACCCGAGAUCCCGUCUGCACUCGAGGCUACUUCAGGGUCCAAGGCACCCAGUGUCAAGACAUAGACGAGUGUGAGGUCUUCCCCGGCGUGUGCAAGAACGGUCACUGUGUCAACACCCUGGGCUCGUUCGUCUGCCAGUGCCCCAGCGGAAUGACGCUGGACCUCACGGGCCGGAUAUGUCUCGACAUCCGGCUGGAGACCUGCUACCUGAGCCACGAGGAUGAAGAAUGCUCAGUGCCCGUCGCUGGCCGGCACCGCAUGGAUGCCUGCUGCUGCUCCGUGGGCGCGGCCUGGGGCACAGGCGAAUGCGAGGAGUGCCCGGAGCGGGGUAGCCCCGAGUUCGAAGCCCUCUGCCCGAGGGGCCCUGGCUUCGCUACCCGAGGGGAAGUUAUCAAUGGCAAGCCGUUCUUCAAAGACAUCAACGAGUGCAAGAUGAUUCCUAGCCUGUGCACUCACGGCAAGUGUCGGAACACCAUCGGCAGCUUCAAGUGCCGCUGCGACAGCGGCUUCGCUCUGGACUCGGAGGAGCGGAACUGCACAGAUAUCGACGAGUGCCGCAUCUCCCCCGACCUGUGCGGCCAGGGCAUCUGCGUGAACACCCCGGGAGACUUCGAGUGCGAGUGCUUCGACGGCUAUGAGAGCGGCUUCAUGAUGAUGAAGAACUGCAUGGACAUCGACGAGUGCCAGAGGGACCCUCUCCUGUGCCGCGGCGGGUCGUGCCUCAACACCGAGGGCAGCUUCCGCUGCGAGUGCCCCGUGGGCCAUCAAGUGGCGCCCAACAUCUCGGCGUGUGUAGAUAUUAAUGAGUGCGAUCUGAGCGCCAAUCUCUGCCGCCACGGUCGUUGCGUGAACCUGGUCGGGCGGUACCAGUGUGCCUGCAACCCCGGCUACCAGUCCACGCCGGACAAGUUGUCCUGUGUCGACAUCGACGAGUGCAACAUCAUGAACGGGGGCUGUGACACGUUCUGCACAAACGCGGAGGGCAGUUACGAGUGCAGCUGCCGGCAGGGGUUCGCCCUGAUGCCGGACCAGCGGUCCUGCACAGACAUCGACGAGUGCGAAGACAGCCCCAUCUGCGACGGAGGGCAGUGCACCAACAUCCCCGAAUACCGCUGCCUCUGCUUCGACGGCUUCAUGGCGUCCGAGGACAUGAAGACCUGUGUGGAUGUGAACGAGUGUGACCUCAACCCGAACAUCUGUCUGAGCGGCAGCUGCGAGAACACCAAGGGGUCUUUCAUCUGCCACUGCGACAUGGGCUACUCGGGCAGGAGAGGACAAAGUGACUGCCCAGACAUCAACGAGUGUGAGAUCGGAGCCCACAACUGCGACCGGCACGCCCUCUGCACCAACACGGCAGGGAGCUUCAAGUGCAGCUGCAGCCCGGGCUGGAUCGGCAACGGCGUCAAGUGCACAGACCUGGACGAGUGCUCCAACGGGACCCACAUGUGCAACCAGCACGCCGACUGCAAGAACACGAUGGGCUCGUACCGCUGCUUGUGCAAGGAAGGGUACACGGGAGAUGGUUUCACGUGCACAGAUCUGGACGAGUGCUCCGAGAACCUGAACCUGUGCGGGAACGGCCAGUGCCUCAACGCCCCCGGCGGCUACCGCUGCGAAUGUGACAUGGGCUUCGUGCCCAGCACCGACGGCAAAGCUUGCGAAGACAUCGACGAGUGCUCCCUGCCCAACAUCUGCGUCUUCGGCACCUGCCAGAACCUGCCCGGCCUAUUCCGCUGCGAGUGCGAGACGGGCUACGAGCUGGACCGGAGCGGCGGCAACUGUACAGAUGUGAACGAGUGCCUGGACCCCACCACCUGCAUCAGCGGCAACUGCAUCAACACCGCGGGCAGCUACACCUGCGACUGUCCGCCGGACUUCGAGCUGAACCCCACCCGAGUCGGCUGUGUCGAUACCCGCUCCGGGAACUGCUACCUGGACAUUCGCCCGCGUGGCGACAAUGGCGACACAUCCUGCAACAACGAGAUUGGCGUGGGUGUGUCCAAGGCCUCGUGCUGCUGCUCGCUGGGCAGGGCCUGGGGCACCCCUUGUGAGCUCUGCCCAGCCGUGAACACCACGGAGUACAAGGUUCUGUGUCCUGGAGGAGAAGGCUUCCGCCCCAACCCCAUCACAGUUAUCUUGGAAGACAUCGAUGAGUGCCAGGAGCUCCCCGGGCUGUGCCAGGGUGGAAAAUGCGUGAACACUUUCGGAAGCUUCCACUGCCGCUGCCCCUCGGGGUAUUACCUCAACGAGGACACGCGCGUGUGUGACGACGUGAACGAGUGCGACACCCCCGGGAUCUGCGGGCCGGGCACGUGCUACAACACAGUGGGCAACUAUACCUGCAUCUGCCCCCCCGACUACAUGCAGGUCAACGGCGGCAACAACUGCAUGGACAUGCGACGGAGCCUGUGCUACCGCAAUUACUAUGCGGACAACCGGACCUGCGACGGGGAGCUGCUGUUCAACAUGACCAAGAAGAUGUGCUGCUGCUCCUACAACAUCGGCCGCGCCUGGAACCGACCCUGCGAGCAGUGUCCCGUCCCCAGCACUGAUGAGUUUGCGGCCCUGUGUGGGAGCCAACGCCCCGGCUUUGUCAUAGACAUCUACACCGGCCUACCCGUGGACAUCGACGAGUGUCGGGAGAUCCCGGGCGUCUGUGAGAACGGCGUAUGCAUCAACAUGGUGGGGAGCUUCCGCUGCGAGUGCCCCGUGGGCUUCUUCUACAAUGACAAGCUGCUUAUCUGCGAAGACAUCGACGAGUGUCAGAACGGCCCCGUGUGCCAGCGCAACGCCGACUGCGUCAACAUCGCCGGCAGCUACCGCUGUGACUGCAAGCCGGGCUACCGGUUCACCUCCACGGGCCAGUGCAAUGACCGCAACGAGUGCCAGGAGAUUCCUAACGUCUGUAGUCACGGGCAGUGCAUAGACACGGUGGGCAGCUUCUACUGUUUGUGCCACAACGGUUUCAAGACCAACGCCGACCAGACGAUGUGUGUGGACAUCAACGAAUGUGAGCGGGACGCCUGCGGCAACGGGACCUGCCGCAACACCGUGGGCUCCUUCAACUGUCACUGCAACUACGGCUUCACCCUGUCGCAUAACAACGACUGCAUCGACGUGGACGAGUGUGCCGCGGGGAACGGAAACCUGUGCCGCCACGGCCAGUGCAUCAACUCCGUGGGCUCCUUCCACUGCCUGUGCCACGACGGCUACGCGGCGGCCCCCGACGGCAGGAGCUGUGCAGACGUGAACGAGUGUGCCUUGGACCCCGGCAAGUGCGCGCCAGGCACCUGUCAGAAUCUGGACGGCUCCUAUCGGUGUAUCUGCCCUCCGGGAUACAGCCUGCAGAACGACAACUGUGAAGAUAUCGAUGAAUGCGUGGAAGAGCCAGAUAUCUGUGCCCUGGGCAUAUGCAGUAACACUCCAGGCAGCUUCAAGUGCCUGUGCCCAGAGGGAUUCCUUCUGUCUUCUACGGGGCGGCGCUGCCAAGACCAGAGGAGAAGCUUCUGCUACGCCAAAUUCGAGGGGAGCAAGUGUUCGGCCCCCAAGUCCAAGAACCACACUAAGGUGGAGUGCUGCUGCGCGCUCAAGGGCGAGGGCUGGGGAGACCCCUGCGAGCUGUGCCCCAGCGAGCCUGACGAGGCGUUCCGCCAGAUCUGCCCCUACGGAAGUGGAAUCCUGGUGGGACCGGACGACAGCCGUGUGGAUAUGGACGAGUGCAAGGAGCCCGACAUGUGCAAAUAUGGGCAGUGCAUCAAUACCGACGGCUCCUAUCGCUGCGAGUGUCCCUUCGGCUACAUCCUCCAGGGUGUGGAGUGCGUAGAUACGGACGAGUGUGCGGUGGGCAACCCCUGCGGCAACGGCACGUGCCGGAAUGUCAUCGGUGGCUUCGAGUGCAUCUGCGAGGACGGGUUCGAGCCCGGCCCGAUGAUGACCUGCGAAGAUAUCAACGAGUGCGCACAGAACCCCCUGCUCUGUGCCUUCCGCUGCGUGAACACGCGUGGGUCCUACGAGUGCAAGUGUCCUGUGGGCUACGUCCUGAGAGAAGACAGGAGGAUGUGCAAAGAUGAGAACGAGUGUGAAGAGGGAAAACACGACUGUGCGGAGAAGCAGAUGGACUGCAAAAACCUGAUUGGCACCUACAUGUGUAUCUGCGGCCCCGGCUACCAGCGGCGGCCGGACGGGGAGGGCUGUAUCGACGAGAACGAGUGCCAGACCCGGCAGGGACUGUGCGAGAACGGUCGCUGCCUCAACACCCGCGGCAGCUACACGUGCGAGUGUAACGACGGCUUCACGGCCAGCCCGGCUCAGGACGAGUGUCUCGACAACCGGGAGGGCUACUGUUUCAGCGAGGUGCUGCACACUAUGUGCCAGAUCGCCUCGAGCAACGCGGAGCCCGUCACCAAGUCCGAAUGCUGCUGUGACGGCGGGAGGGGCUGGGGCCCCCACUGCGAGCUCUGCCCCUUCCAGGGCACCGUGCCCUACAAGAAGCUCUGCCCUCACGGCCGCGGUUUCAUGACCAACGGAGCAGAUAUCGACGAGUGCAAGGUGAUCCAUGACGUUUGCCGCCACGGAGAGUGCGUCAACGAGAGGGGGUCCUACCACUGUAUCUGCCAUACUGGCUACACGCCGGACCUGACCGGCACCGCCUGCGUGGAUCUGAACGAGUGCAACCAGGCACCCAAACCAUGCAACUUCAUCUGCAAGAACACGGAAGGGAGUUACCAGUGCUCCUGCCCCAAGGGCUACAUCCUGCAGGAGGAUGGAAGGAGCUGCAAAGACCUGGACGAGUGUGCCACCAAGCAACACAACUGCCAGUUCUUGUGCGUUAACACCAUCGGGGGCUUCACCUGCAAGUGUCCUCCUGGCUUCACGCAGCACCACACGGCCUGCAUAGAUAACAAUGAGUGUUCCACGGAGGUGAAUCUCUGUGGUGCCAAGGGUGUCUGCCAAAACACGCCCGGGAGCUUCACCUGCGAGUGCCAGCGCGGCUUCUCUCUGGACCAGAGUGGCGCCAGCUGUGAAGACGUGGACGAGUGUGAGGGCAACCACCGUUGUCAGCAUGGCUGCCAGAACAUCGUGGGAGGGUACCGGUGCAGCUGCCCACAAGGCUACCUACAACACUACCAGUGGAACCAGUGUGUGGACGAGAACGAGUGUCUGAGCGCGCACGUGUGCGGCGGGGCGUCUUGCCACAACACGGUGGGGAGCUACAAAUGCACGUGCCCCGCGGGCUUCCAGUUCGAGCAGUUCAGCGGCGCCUGCCAGGACGUGAAUGAGUGCGGCUCCCCGCAAGCGCCUUGCAGCUACGGCUGCGCCAACACGGAGGGCGGCUACCUGUGCGGCUGCCCGCCCGGCUACCUCCGCGUCGGCCAUGGGCACUGUGUGUCAGGGAUGGCCAGGGGCCUGGACCCUCCGGUCAGCGGCGAAGUGGACGACAACUCUCUCUCCCCGGAGACCUGCUACGAGUGCAAGAUCAACGGCUACCCGAAGCGAGGCCGUAAAAGGCGGGAGGUCAACGACACUGCGGCCGCGGUCGAGGACCCGCCGGCAGCGGGCAGCCCCCCGGUGAGCCUGGCCAGCUGGGACGAGGAGCAGACGGCCGUCUUCGCUUUCAACGUGUCCCGGGUGAGCAGCAAGGUCCGCAUCCUGGAGCUCGUCCCCGCCCUCUCCGCCCUGACGAACCACAGCCGCUAUCUCAUCGAGUCCGGCAACGCCCAGGGCCUCUUUCGCCUCAACGCGAAGGAGGGCGUCAGCUACCUCCACUUCUCCAAGAAGAAGCCGGUGGCCGGUACCUACUCCCUCCAGCUGAGCAGCGUCCCGCUCUACAAGAGGAAGGAGUUGAACCAGCUGGAGAGCAAGCACAAUGCAGACUACCUCAGUGGGGAGCUGGGAGAGAGCCUGAAAAUGAAAAUUCAGAUCGUGCUCCAUUAAUUCGCCCGCCAGAGACCAAGCCGGGGAAAACCAAAGCUCGCCAGGUAGAAGUGGACAUUUUCCGCAAGCAGAUUCUCCAUAUCAUAGGUACAGUCCGGCCCGCCCCGGCCCGAGCCCGCCCCGUGCCCGGGGUCGCCCACCGCCCACGCCCCUGGAGGUGGGGGCGGCGGCCGCUGGCGGGCAGGGGAACGGAGCGGCGGCUCCCGCCUCCGGCCCGACUUGUAUGAUGAUAUGAUGAAUCUGGGACGUGGGGAGGGGUCGCCCUCGGACAAGCCCCUCCCCCCGGUCGGCGGGCCGCUGCCCCCACUCGCCCCUCCACCCCAUCUGGAACUUUUCUCCUCCUCCCCACCUCCACCUAACGAGGGCGACCAUUUAUAACGUCUCUUCGGUGCUACUCAGUUUUUUCAAACUAGAUUUAUAAAUGCACUGUCGUAAUAUCCACACAUCUUAGAAGGCCAAAGGGCAAGUAUUCAGUCCAGUACUCGUGCAGUAACGUUCAGCCAGCCGACGUGCGCUCGGCAGCAACCGCAGUUAUGCCUGUAACCUCGAACAUGUAAAUUAAGUGUGUGUAUACUGUAACCCUGCUCUAGCGUGGUCGCCGAGGCGUUUGUAAACGAGAAACGGCCCCUCGACGGGAGGCCUGGCCGUGAUGCUCGCUCGCCGCCCCCGGGCCCCGGGGGUGGACACAGCAACCCGACGACGAAACCAACCUCUGGGACUCACCUCCGCCGAGGGCUGGGGGGCGGCUGGGGAACCCUGGCCAGCGGUGGCCGGUGCCCCCGCCGGCCAAGGCCGCCCUUUCUCCCUCCUCCCCUCGCCCCUUCCCCCACUCCGUAGCCCCUUCCCGAGCUCUGAGCCCCCCCGCUCCCCUCAUCCCCCCCGGUCACGCCGCGCUGGGACCCGGGGCCGACCACCGGCCCCCGACGAGGGUUCGAUGUCACAAUAAAACCGUCUCUUUUUUCUAUUGUA
Messenger RNA from Ornithorhynchus anatinus (platypus), 9579 nucleotides. It is a transcript of the gene FBN1, whose product is annotated as fibrillin 1. Gene Ontology annotation, molecular function: calcium ion binding. The record is from RefSeq and is a predicted model, not a curated record. NCBI's taxonomy places the organism in Eukaryota, Metazoa, Chordata, Mammalia, Monotremata, Ornithorhynchidae.